AUGUUACCCACGCACAACGAGGUCCCAUCAGACAAUUCAAAAACGCAUGCAAAUGUGGCAGCGUCACUGAAUCUUGCUCACAUCGAUAGUUUUCGUCACCCACUGUCUACGAUCAAUAGAACUCCGCCUAUCGAGGUACCGGAAACGGAAAUAAACAACAACCAAGGUAGUGUGAUUCCACAGAAGAACUCGGAUGAAAAUAGUUUUCUGCGCAUGGGGCAUCAUGAAAAUGGAUUCAGUGCGCAAAACUCUUUUAAAUACGCACCAUUACAUGGUCAUGGAUAUAAUCCAAACAGGGCGGAAGAAACUCUUCACAAAACACAGGUCAACUCCCUAAAAGACUCAUUCGAACACGUGCCAAACAUGUUUUCUCACACAUUUACUGGCUGCAGCAGGACAUUUGCUCCACCAUUUUACAGGUUUACUGGUACAACAACAGAAUCUGACAGAGUCGAUUUGAAUUUUGAAAGACUUCAGCCGGCGAUUGAGGUGGAACAACCUUGCAAAAAGAGGCGUCUCUCUGGAACGCAAAAUCAAAGGCCUGAAAUAAGUCAGAAUCAAACGGCUCCCGUAUUGAAAACUUUUCAUAAUGACCAGACCAACUCUUCUCUCGUCCCUUACUCGAACUCUGAAAGUAAUGUAUCCAAUUUAGAACCCCGACAUAAAACACCAGAAAACGCCUGUCACAGACAGGCUUAUUAUAGCCCACCACAUUAUUUACCUCUCUACCACCCGCCAAUGUUACAUGGAUUGCCCGUUCCGGAAUCGCAGCAAGCACCCCAUGCUCCUGACAGCAAUACGACCUCUCUCACUCCUAGUCGACAGACUCCAAUCAUGUCAACACUUCAAACACAAAACGAAAAGACAAAGAAAGUCUGUCAAAGACGAUUGUCGUCACCAGCGGAUUCUGAAAAGUCAUGUGAAGAAGACACAGAGGUCGAUGUCAUCAACGACGCUACAGACACGAGCAUCACGGGCGACACGUCCAGAGACAGUGACAUUUCUAUGAAUUCUGGGAAAUCUUCCCUGUCGACUCCCUCUUCUGUCAGUAGCGUGGAUUCACCGCCGACGAUCAGUCCAGAGGAUCUUUGUCGCAAAAAGACAAGGACCAAUUACACACCUCGUCAAGUACAAGCGUUAGAAAAGGUAUUCCACGAUAAUCCGUAUCCCGAUGCAGAGAAAAUGGAACAUCUCUCAGAAGAACUUGAUAUUCCGGAAAAUAAGCUAAAAGUUUGGUUUCAAAACAAACGAGCGCGCUGGCGAAGGAGAAUGAACGAUAAUUCUCCUCAGGUUCCCCGUUAUAUGGGACUAUCUCCAGUGAUGCCACAGUACGGAUUCAUGGGUCAAAUGAUGCCUCCGCCAAUAUCCCCAGCGCAGGUAGUCCCAGCUCCCUAUGUUCGCACUGGUCCCACUUCGUCACCAACGAAUACGUCACAGGCCAAGCUACCGACGCAUAUGACGCCACCACACCAGUCACGUGGUCAUUUCCCUUCAUAUGUUCCAGUGUAUCCAUAUGGAAUGUUCUCGCCAUAUUAUUACAGCUAACGGUAAAUUUCAGAGACUCGUGUGAAACCAAGACGAUUUUACAUAUUUAAUGAUUUUGUCAAUAAAACUCAAGUAAACUACACACCCAUCUUCUAUUCAUUCUUUUUAUGUACAUUUGUAAAUAUAAUGCAAUGAUAUUGCUUUGUACAUUUUAUUGUAUAUUUUUAUUUGUGUAUAUUUUCACUGGAGAUGUUCUAAAUGGACAUACUGUAUAUUUUACAUUGUAC
Messenger RNA from Ostrea edulis (European flat oyster), 1772 nucleotides. RefSeq lists its product as uncharacterized. The transcript is spliced from 4 exons. Gene Ontology annotation, molecular function: DNA-binding transcription factor activity, RNA polymerase II-specific; transcription cis-regulatory region binding. The record is from RefSeq and is a predicted model, not a curated record. Gene Ontology annotation, biological process: regulation of DNA-templated transcription. Bases 1 to 1545 code for a protein of 514 amino acids. Gene Ontology annotation, cellular component: nucleus. Lineage: Eukaryota; Metazoa; Mollusca; Bivalvia; Ostreida; Ostreidae.